AUGAUAACACUAGUUGUUGUCGAGGAUAUUCAUGCUGACAUAUUGCCAUCGAUUUGCCAUUCCAAGAAUUCGAAUUCCAUUGAGUUCAACGCGACAGACAUAAUGCUGUCUCACCUUGUCCUGAGUUUGUCGAAAUUGGUUGCUGCAACAUGUCAGCAAAAUACACUGCAUUUGGCUAUCUGCAUCUGGCGCUGGGCGUGGGGCCUCUGUGGUGGUCCUGAUGUGCCCCAUGCCGCAUUGUCUGUAUCUACAGUCAACACAGAGAGCCGCGGCGUGGGGAUCAAGCAGAGUCAGCUCUCUGUGAGCUCCCACAUUGUACAAGAGGAUGAAUUGUUGAAAGCCGUAAGAAGCAACGAACCAUUGCGUCUAACGUUCACUCUCCACUUGACUGAGAGUACAUCCGUCGAGUGGGAGACCGUAGCAUGGCGCCGCUGUCUAUAUAUUCGCGUACCCAGCUGCCUUCUGCCUGAAGGAUCAAAAGAGGGCUUUGUUUCGCUCCUAGAAUAUGCCGAAGAAACACUACGCUGCACCAAUAUCAUUGUUUGCCUUCGCAAAGAUAGAUCAGACCGAGCAAUGCUGGUUCGUACCUUCAUGUUCUUGGGUUUCACGGUCCUGCCGCCAACUCAUGCCUUGGUACCACCAGGCAGUGACGCUGGCAAUCUCUACAUGCUCUAUGCCAUCGAGUAAUCGGCAAGCAGUUCUGCCUCUCAAAUUUAACGCGCAGGUACUACCAAGUCUAAGGUAAAAUUCUGAAAAGAAGGACAAUUGGAAUUUUGGGAAACAGCACUUUUUUCUUUUAUAUUUUAAGUUUUACUAUACAUAUAUAAUUUGCUUUUCGUUAUUAGUUCCAAAUUGGGAAAUAUAUAAAUUUUAUUUAUAUCAAACGAUUAUAUUUAGUGCAGAAAAACUUCGGCGUUAAAUUAAAGAGGCUUAAUGAGAAAA
Molecule: messenger RNA, 942 nt
Organism: Mycetomoellerius zeteki
Lineage: Eukaryota; Metazoa; Arthropoda; Insecta; Hymenoptera; Formicidae
Gene: Oda
Product: Ornithine decarboxylase antizyme
Exons: 5
Coding region: 1-687 (228 amino acids)
Biological process (GO): positive regulation of protein catabolic process
Cellular component (GO): nucleus; cytoplasm
Molecular function (GO): ornithine decarboxylase inhibitor activity
Source: RefSeq, a predicted model, not a curated record